This is a messenger RNA of Angiostrongylus costaricensis, 1671 nucleotides long. The record is from the annotation of a GenBank genome assembly. NCBI's taxonomy places the organism in Eukaryota, Metazoa, Nematoda, Chromadorea, Rhabditida, Metastrongylidae.
AUGGAGAAAGUUAACGAAGGGGCAAGUCCAACUUGCUUCAAAUUGGCCAGAAAAGGGGAAACCUUAUGCCUUGAGCAUAAGUUUUACGAUGCCAUUGCAACUCUUCUCGAAGCAUUGGCGUUAGGUACUGACGACCUUAGUAUUUUGUCUGUUAUUUACUGCCAGUUAGGGUUUUCCUACUACUCAGUCCAGGACUUUCAAAAUGCUUACAAGUACUAUUGCUACGACAUUGUGAUUUCAAGGCUUAUGAACGAUAAAGUCAGCGAGUGUAGAGGGUACGGGAACGUAGGAGUUGUAUUGAAAGCACAGAAGUUAUUUACUAACGCAAUUAUGUUCAUCAAUCGACAAGUGGCGAUUGCGGAGGCAAUAGAAGACGAGCGAUUGGUAAUUGCUUCUGAAUUUCAUGACACGGAAAGCCAAUAUAUAGCGUGUAUAAAUAUCGGAAAUGCUUGCUUUCAGCGAUGUAAUUCAAAUGAAGCGAUGAGAUAUUACGAGGCAGCGCUGAAACUUGCAGUGGAAAUCUCCAGUAGGAGCAAAAAGUCUAAGUGCUACUUCUGCCUUAUGAGAGCGGCAUAUAGCAUUCAAGACUACCCUAGAGCCGAAAUGUGUUGUCUCAAUUAUCUGGCCUUAGCUCGUGAGUUAAACGAUUUCAUAAGCAUGUUUCGAGCGUACCACUGGUUAGCCAGAGUUUAUGAGAAGUUGGGCGAUUAUCCGAAAGCUGUGUACUUUUUGGCAUGUUUCCGAGCCCUUGCUGUAGAGAUCCAUGAUAAGAAUUUGGCGACAUUUGCUGUCAAGAUCUUGAAGCAAUUUGUGCAGCAAUAUAGCUGCUUCGUUGUAUCAGAGGAAGGAAGUAUAAAAUUUGACAGUAGCCGCGAUCCGGAGCCACAGUCACACGUCUGCUUUGUGAAGACAGUGUCAGGAUCAACAAUUCUAAAAUCCACCAAUCAACCGUCAUCGCCACUCCUGUAUUUUAACGGAAUUGCUCAGGAAGAAAAGCAUCAUUUGGAGUCAGCCAGUGCAGCACCCAGAAAAUCCGAAGAUACCUUUCUUGAUCUUGUUUCGCGUGUGCAGUCAUCACGUUUGGACGAACAGCGCUGCGAUAUAUCAAUUAUGAGUUCUAGAACUGUUGCUGGUCGGCGUAAAACCGAUAGCAGAAUGGUGACUCCGAAUGAUUGUGAAAACAAUGCGAAUAUUGAAGAGGUUUCCACUAUCGGUGAGACGCUGGGUUCCAAUGCGGAACAGUCUCCAGAGCGCAAAAAAUGCCACUAUGCGAAAAAGAACACACAUGAUCCGGAGUCCCGAAGAUCUCUGGUAGACCCCGUCUUAGACUCUCAAGCCGAAAAGAUGAAUGAGCAACCAGCAGUGUUGCUUCCUGGCUUAAAAAUCGAAAAAGAAAAUUUGGACAUUAUCAACAAGCUUAGGUGCACUUCUGAAGAGGGCGGCGAUUCGAGGAUAGACGAAGCACUUAUCGACUUGUUGAUAAACGCCCAGGAGCAACGGAUGAAUGACCAGCGCUCCGAUCUGGUGACAGUAUCAAACAAUAAUCAUGUCGAUUGUGGUUCGCUGGAUGAUUUGUCUGUUGAAGAGGAGUUGUCGGUGAUGGUCAUGCGAAUGCAAGCGGGACGACUAGAAGAUCAGCGGGCUCAUCUGAAAACAACAAAGAAACCUUAG